Gorilla gorilla gorilla (western lowland gorilla) is the source of this 4754-nucleotide messenger RNA. RefSeq names its product thromboxane A synthase 1 (gene TBXAS1). Gene Ontology annotation, molecular function: thromboxane-A synthase activity; oxidoreductase activity, acting on paired donors, with incorporation or reduction of molecular oxygen; steroid hydroxylase activity. Lineage: Eukaryota; Metazoa; Chordata; Mammalia; Primates; Hominidae. Bases 2975 to 4576 code for a protein of 533 amino acids. The transcript is spliced from 16 exons. The record is from RefSeq and is a predicted model, not a curated record.
GGAGAGCCACAGGGAGUCCGCGCGCAAUCGAGCGCCGAUGGCACGGAUGCGAGGCGGGGAAGGCCGAGCCGAAGGGCAGAGCCGCGCCGGCGGCCCGAGGGGACCGCGCUGGGAGGGGCUGCCGCGCAGCGCGGGGGGACUGGGCGCGGGGCGGGCCCCGGGUAGUGGGUGAGAGGGCCGGCCUGGACCCGGCGGGCGCACGGCUCCGAGCCCAGCGCGGCCGAGCCGGUCUGCAGAGGGGCCCCCAGAACUUUGUGUGUGUGUGUGCACGCGCGCGCGUGUGUGCCCAGGUGCGAGGGUGCGCGCGUGUGCUGGCGGGGAGGGAACCGACCCGAAAGAGAGCCCUAGGCUGGCAAAGUUACUCGCCCAUCUCACAGCCGGUUGGCGCUCGCGGAGGUAGGAGUGGAAUGAAUGAAUGAAGGAGUGGGCGCGCGCCGUGCUCCGGAGGAGGGCGGGUGAGUGGAGGAGCUUCGGAAAGCCGCACGAGGUCAGAGGCACCGAAGCCCUGCCGUGCACGCCGCGGAAAUGCAGCCCCCGGGGUGGUCGCUGGGUUCCUGCCGGAGUCUGGCUUCCACGCCACCCUGAUCUCCUCCUCGCGUCUACACUGUCCCGAGGGCGGCCACUCCAUCACUUGAAUGGGAGCUCACAACUGUCUGGGUCCUCGCUUUUCUCAGCGCUCUCUCCUAUCAGGGCUUCCGCUAAACACUCUCCAAACUCUCCCCAGCCGGGAGCCUCUCCAGGUUUGCUUCUCCAGCUGCCUCCCGGAUGCUUGGAUAGGAUGCCCUGCCAUCCCCUCCAACUUAGGAAGACUUGUUGAGUCUCCUCUUAGGCACUGUUUUUAAAACUGUGGGUCGUGACACAGUAAUAGAUCAUAAAAUAAAUGCAGCGGAAGGCAACCAGCUUUCAAAAAGAACGAAAUGGAAUCCAAUAGAAAAUAUUAGAGUCCAUUGCCCUUAGUAAGGGCAACUAUUGUUUCAUAAACCUUUUGUUUCGAUUAUAGGUACUGGACAAGUGUACUGGACCAUGAUGUCAAUUUUAUUUCCGUCUGUGAAUCGUGGGUUUAAAAAAGUUGAAAAGCUAUCUGUGUAAAAUAAUGAUCUCUAACACUGUAUAACUUUCUUAAAAACAACCUCGUGAUUUUCUCACUACUUCUUAUCCUUUCCGGUCUCCAUCCUCCAUUCCCAUCCUUCAAUCCCUCCCAAAAAAGGCAAGCUCUUUCACACUUUUUUAGUGGAACAUCACGACACCUUCCUCUGUGUGAUCUUGUACUCUGCGGUCUUCCUUGCCCCCAUAAUCAAUGCUACACUUCCUAUCCCUUCUCUUAACCUAAUGCCAUUCACGUUUGCAGAAUCCUAGACUACUGUUGCUAAAAGGACCUCAGAGGUCAUCUGGGCCAGCCCUGCCCUUUUAGAGUUGAAGAAAUGGAGUCCAGAAAAGUAAAAUCUGUUGCCCAAUGUCACACAGUAUUGAAGGUUAGGAAUAGGUCUCGUGGCUCCCACUCUAGUGUUUUUUGCUCCACACCGGUCAUUUAUCUCCUUCCCUUCUAUCCUCCCUGCAAUCUUUAACUUUAGUCUUGGCCCAGGUCAUCCUAAAUAUUGCCAUCUUCAUAAUGCGUGGUUCUGGCCAUGCCACGCUCCUGGCUAACAUCCUCUAAGGACUCAACCUCUGCAGGUGGGGCUGAGUGCCUUGGCUUUUCAUCAAGGCAGGCGAGUCCUGACUUAGCUUUCUAAGGACAUGAGUUCAGCAAGUCACUGCUUCUCUAGCCAAACUGGUUUACUUGUAGCCCACUGCCAGCUUCACCCAUCUCUGUCACUGUGCCUUUGCCCAAGCUGUCACUUUCCCACCCACUUUCCCAGAGGGGUGCCUUCUCCAUCUUCUCUCUUUAACCAGAUUCUACCUGUGCCUGGCUCACCUCCUCCACAAAACAGCCCGAGAUAGCGUGGGAGUAAGUCAGACCUAGGUUCAAAUCCUAGCUCUUCCACUUAACUAUGUGAUCUUGGUCAAAUUGCUUAACCUCUCUGAGCCUCAGUGUCUGUAUUUUGAUUAUGAGAAGGAGAACAAUAGUAAUGUUCUCCUUUUGCAUCUGUAAAUCUCUAUCAUAGCCUUCACCACACAGGUAUGUAACUCCCUGUUACAUACAUACCCUACAUGCAUGUCUCUCUGCCCCUUUCUAGUGCUGGCCAUUAGAACUUGCUGCCAUAAUGGCAGUGUAGCUACUUAUGUCUGUGGAGCACAUGAAAUGUGGCUAGUAUGACUGAGGAACUGAAUUUUUAAUUUUAAUAACCGUGGGUGGUUAGUGGCUACCAUUUUGGACAAGGUGUCUCUAGACUGUAAGCUCAGUAAGGACAGAAACCAUGUUUUUCUUGCUUUGGAUUGUAUGUCCAAUAACUGUGCAUUGCCUAACGCAUGGUGAGUACUGCACACAUAUUUGUUGAAUGGAUGAUAGCUGCAAUUUGUUGCAUGCUCCCUUGUGUCCAGCACAACACUAAAAACUCGGUAAGAGGCAUUUCAUAUAGUCCUCAUCACAGCCUCUGAGGCUGGGUUAGAUUAGAGAGAGAGUUUUGUAUAGAGGGCAGACACAUAGUAGGGGUUCAAUAAAAGUUAUUAUUAUUCUAACUCCUCCCUCUGACCAACCCCACUGACUUUUGUCUCAUCUUUCCUUAGGCUCACAGAACAUUUCCUGCCUAUUGCUCACACUCUGUUGUCCACAGCAUACCCGCACCCUAGAUGGCUGACUCUUGUCUUCUGUCUCUUUAUUUUCCAUGUGUGAGCCUGUGGUUUAUCUCUGGAGGAUGUGCCUGAGGGAGGAGACAUAUACUGCCUGGACUGCCUGGCUGAUGUGAGCUAGUUUGUCUGGUUGAGUUGGAUGUUUAAAUAGAAGGCAGAACAACAAUAGAGCACGGUUCCCAUAAGGGCAGCGAGAUCAGCCUCCUGUCUCAUCUGGAAGACCACCACUCUGGGGUCUCAGAGGAAGAUGGAAGCCUUGGGGUUUCUAAAAUUGGAAGUGAAUGGCCCCAUGGUGACGGUGGCCCUGUCAGUGGCUCUCUUGGCCCUCCUGAAAUGGUACUCCACAUCAGCAUUCUCAAGACUGGAGAAGUUAGGCCUCAGACAUCCCAAGCCUUCUCCUUUUAUUGGAAACUUGACAUUUUUCCACCAGGGUUUUUGGGAAAGCCAAAUGGAGCUCAGAAAGCUGUAUGGACCUCUGUGUGGGUACUAUCUUGGUCGUCGGAUGUUUAUUGUUAUUUCUGAGCCAGACAUGAUCAAGCAGGUGUUGGUGGAGAACUUCAGUAACUUUACCAACAGAAUGGCGUCGGGUUUGGAGUUCAAGUCGGUAGCCGACAGCGUUCUGUUUUUACGUGACAAAAGAUGGGAAGAGGUCAGAGGUGCCCUGAUGUCUGCUUUCAGUCCUGAAAAGCUGAACGAGAUGGUUCCCCUCAUCAGCCAAGCCUGCGACCUUCUCCUGGCUCAUUUAAAACGCUAUGCGGAAUCUGGGGACGCAUUUGACAUCCAGAGGUGCUACUGCAAUUACACCACAGAUGUGGUUGCCAGCGUCGCCUUUGGCACCCCGGUGGACUCCUGGCAGGCCCCUGAGGAUCCCUUUGUGAAACACUGCAAGCGUUUCUUCGAAUUCUGCAUCCCCAGACCUAUCCUGGUUUUACUCUUAUCAUUUCCAUCCAUAAUGGUCCCACUGGCCCGGAUUUUGCCCAAUAAGAACCGAGAUGAACUGAAUGGCUUUUUUAACAAACUCAUUAGGAAUGUGAUUGCCUUGCGGGACCAGCAAGCUGCCGAAGAGAGGCGGAGAGACUUCCUCCAAAUGGUCCUGGAUGCCCGACAUUCUGCAAGUCCCAUGGGCGUGCAAGACUUUGACAUCGUCAGAGACGUUUUCUCCUCUACUGGGUGCAAGAUGAACCCUUCCCAGCAACACCAGCCCAGCCCCAUGGCCAGGCCUUUGACUGUGGAUGAGAUUGUGGGCCAGGCCUUCAUCUUCCUCAUCGCUGGCUACGAAAUCGUCACCAACACACUUUCUUUUGCCACCUACCUACUGGCCACCAACCCUGACUGCCAAGAGAAGCUUCUGAGAGAGGUGGACGUUUUUAAGGAGAAACACAUGGCCCCUGAGUUCUGCAGCCUCGAGGAAGGCCUGCCCUAUCUGGACAUGGUGAUUGCAGAGACGCUGAGGAUGUACCCGCCAGCUUUCAGAUUCACACGGGAGGCAGCUCAGGACUGCGAGGUGCUGGGGCAGCGCAUCCCCGCAGGCACUGUGCUAGAGAUGGCCGUGGGUGCCCUGCACCAUGACCCUGAGCACUGGCCAAGCCCAGAGACCUUCAACCCUGAAAGGUUCACGGCUGAGGCCCGGCAGCAGCACCGGCCCUUCACGUACCUGCCCUUCGGGGCCGGCCCACGGAGCUGCCUCGGGGUGCGUCUAGGGCUGCUGGAGGUCAAGUUGACACUGCUCCACGUGCUGCACAAGUUCCAGUUCCAAGCCUGCCCUGAGACCCAGGUACCGCUGCAGCUAGAAUCCAAAUCUGCCCUAGGUCCAAAAAAUGGUGUCUAUAUCAAGAUUGUAUCCCGCUGACACAGAAGGCUGCCGGUGGGGGGAGGGCACCCCCAAAUUCAAAGAAAACCCUAAGUGUGGAUGUUCAGAAUUUUGGAAAAAUGUCACUGAAGUGAUUGAAAGAGUGCCUGGCAUGCAAGGAUAAGAGGUUCUUUACAUAACAUUUCCUAAAUGCUUAAUAAACGUUUGUUGCACUUGG